UCCUCUCACGCUAUCUGGAGAAACUGCUUUCAAAUUCCCUCUAAGCUCCCACCUCUGCAAGUUUCUCUCUACUUUCUCUCUCUACAAGAAAUCGCCGAGUUCUUCGAUUAUUCGCCAUGCAGUCUCAGACGCGGACGGUUCAAGCCAGGAACGUGUCGGAUCUAGCUACUGAGAGGGAGAUUCAUGAGUUCUUCUCCUUUUCUGGAGAGAUUGAGCACGUAGAAAUCCAAUGUGAGCAGGGGCAAUCGAAGACUGCGUUCGUGACAUUUAGAGAUCCCAAAGCUCUUGAAAUUGCCUUGUUGUUAUCGGGUGCAACAAUUGUAGAUCAGAUAGUGAGCAUAUCUCCUGCAGAAAAUUAUGUACCGAGAAGAGAAAUGCAGGAAGUACGGGCUGUGGACAAUGCUGCACCUCUCACUCCUACAGAAAAUAAUUUUCCUAGCAUCGAGGAUUCUGCGAGCCAGCCUAGCAGUGGAAGAAUGUAUGUUAAUAGAGCACAAGAAGUAGUUGCAAGUGUGCUUGCUAAAGGUUCAGCAAUUGGACAAGAUGCCAUGAACAAGGCUAAAGCAUUUGAUGAAAAACAUCAGUUAACAGCUAGUGCAUCUGCAAAGGUAUUAUCCUUUGACAGAAAGGUUGGGCUCACAGAGAAAUUGACAGUUGGGAUUUCGGUGGUUAACGAGAAAGUCAAGUCUGUAGAUCAAAAGCUUCAUGUUUCAGAUAAAACAAUGGCUGCAAUCUUCGCAGCUGAGAGGAAAAUCAACGACACAGGAUCUGCUGUCAAAACAAGCAAGUAUGUGACGUCGGGUGCUGCUUGGCUAAACGGUGCUUUUGGCAAGGUUGCAAAAGCAGGGCAGGCAGCAGGUACAAAAACCAGAGAGAAAUUCCAUUUGGCUAUGUCGAACUUAACCUCAAAGGGACACCCAGUUGCUGCCUGAGCUUAAAACUUAGGCUUCAGGAAAGUCAUCACAUGGAUUGGCUGUGCUUGUGGGGGAUUGAAAUGAGUUUCUUAAAUUCUAUUUUCUUCAUGCUAUUUAUUCUUGAGGACUGCUCCAUUUAUUUAUUUUCUAUCUUUCUGUGGUUAUUUUAGUAUUAUUCUUAUUAUAUUGUUCAUAUUCUUUGAUUACAAGGGUGUGUUUGGCUGAUGACAGUUUUGCAUUUGUAAGAUUGGUUUAUGGAAAUGUAAAGAAGAUCCAAUUAUGGUUUGUCUUAUUA
Messenger RNA from Cucurbita moschata (crookneck pumpkin), 1209 nucleotides. Its product is annotated as binding partner of ACD11 1. Gene Ontology annotation, molecular function: RNA binding. NCBI's taxonomy places the organism in Eukaryota, Viridiplantae, Streptophyta, Magnoliopsida, Cucurbitales, Cucurbitaceae. The record is from RefSeq and is a predicted model, not a curated record. The transcript is spliced from 8 exons. Bases 117 to 932 code for a protein of 271 amino acids.